GGUCGGUUACUAUCCGCUAUACGCAUUGAACGAGGAAAAUCUUGGAAUCCCUCACCGAACCCAUACUACAUUAACAUUCCGAUAACCGAAUAUCUGGAUUUUCCUUUUUCAUUAUGGCGAUUGGUUUUACUCGUCACGUUUACUUGAAACUUUGUCCGUUAACGGCUUUACGCACCUAUAGAUUUGCUGCUGCUUUAACGCAUUCGGAUCAAUCCACCCGUUACACUCCAAUACUCGAUAUAACAAGACCGGAGUUGAAGGAAACAGUCGCACUUUAUCGCGUUGUGAAUCAAGAUGGGUUUGCCUCUUCUCCUGACUCGGAACCUACAUUGGCGAAGGCGGAUCUCUUACAAAUGUUCCGUACCAUGGUUUUGCUGAACACCAUGGAUCGAAUUAUGUUUGAGUCCCAAAGACAAGGUCGUAUCUCGUUCUAUAUGACUAACUACGGAGAGGAAGCCUGCCAAGUUGGAUCGGCGUUCGCUUUGGACAAAGGCGAUCUGAUUUACGGUCAAUAUCGCGAAGCUGGUGUUUUAUUGUCGCGAGGGAUGACCCUGGAGCAAAUGAUGGACCAGUGCUACUCAAACGUGAAUGAUUGCUGCAAAGGCAGACAAAUGCCCGUUCAUUAUGGCUCACUUGACGCGAACUUCUCUACGAUUUCAUCCCCACUGGCAACACAAGUUCCUGUCGCUGUUGGUUCGGCCUACUCAUACAAACUGGCUCGAAACGGUCAAGUGGUUGCUUGUUAUUUUGGUGAGGGCGCAUCUUCUGAAGGAGACACCUUUGUCGCCCUCAAUUUCGCAGCUACUCUUCGGUGCCCGAUCCUAUUCAUUUGCCGCAACAACGGUUAUGCGAUUUCAACCCCAGCAAAUGAACAAUAUCGAGGAGACGGAAUUGUGUGGGGCAUCAUAGCACCAGCGACGACAGUUUGGCCUACCGAACUGCCCAGGAGGUGAGCUAUUGGGAUAAAGAACACAAUCCGAUUCUCCGGCUCCGUAACUACUUGUUCCGCAAGAAUUGGCUGACUGAGGAGGAGGAGAAACAUAUUCGGGACGAGUGUCAUAAGCAGGUUAUGUCCACCAUCCCUGUUUGUGAGGCGAAACUCAAACCCAGUCCGGUUCACUUGUUUACCGAUGUCUAUUCGCGCAUGCCCAGUCGCCUUACCCGCCAAAUGGAAGCCACUAAAGAACACACCAGACGACACUCAGAAAGCUACCCGCUUAACAAAUAUGAACCUUUCGACUAGUCCGUUACUCAGUGAACACCCUAUUCCCUAUCUUCACUUAUUUGUCCCCGAUGUCUUUGGCGUCUCUCCUUGAUUGAGCGUGCACCUGAUUCCUAGUCUAUAAUAUUUUAAUUUUCACGUAUAAUCAUUUUCCCCUAUCGCUGCUCCAAAUCCGGCAUCCUAUUGACUUUUUUAUAUCAAAAGGUUUGCCCAUUCUGUCAUUUCCACCCCGCAACCUUGCGCUGUUCCUGUGUAAAUCUCUGUGACUAGUUGAUAGGUUCUCGUAUUUUUCGAAGUUUGUUCCUCACCAUGGAUCUUUAUGUUAAUCUAUGUUGAUCAAAGUACCCUGUUUCCGUUUG
This is a messenger RNA of Dicrocoelium dendriticum, 1581 nucleotides long. NCBI's taxonomy places the organism in Eukaryota, Metazoa, Platyhelminthes, Trematoda, Plagiorchiida, Dicrocoeliidae. The record is from the annotation of a GenBank genome assembly.